Botrytis porri is the source of this 1656-nucleotide messenger RNA. RefSeq lists its product as uncharacterized. Gene Ontology annotation, biological process: lipid metabolic process. The record is from RefSeq and is a predicted model, not a curated record. The coding region runs from base 1 to 1656 and encodes 551 amino acids. Lineage: Eukaryota; Fungi; Ascomycota; Leotiomycetes; Helotiales; Sclerotiniaceae. The transcript has a single exon.
AUGACGAGCCUUUUCACGGCAAAUCCAGCCGAUCCUCCAAGUCCUCGAGAUGUCGUAGGCACCUAUCGUCAAAUCUUCGAAAAUCGCGUGUCGGAAGGAACACUUCGGCCUAUGGUGGUACCAUAUAAUCUCUACGGCUUUAUACUGCUGGGCAUUUAUCUUUGCGUGCGGCAUACGAAUCGUCCAAUAUUAUACAAGGCGCGAUGGAUUGUGUUGGCUACGAUAACAUGGUUUCAGCUCAAAACACUAUGGCACACGAGUAGUGCGAACAUGGCAAUCAGUUUCGUGGCAGGCUUGAUGAGUGUCUAUGGAAUUGUUACAAGUUUGACCUGGCUAUUGUUUAUGUGGCCACAGUUUGAUGCUAAGAGGAUUGAGAGAAGGAAGAUUCAGGAAAACCAUGUCAUCACAAAGGAUAACCAGCGGACAACUACUGCAUACGGAAAUGGCAUUGAAUCAGAUGUAAGGCAGCGCAUUAGAGUAAAUGGAGAUGAUAACGAACUUUCCCCUGGCUCCAAGGCACCAAAUGGCAAAGAGCCGCUUCAUGGCCAGCCGGCUACAAAUGAGAUAACGAAAUCUCAGUACUAUUGGCAAUCGUACCCAGAUGAUAGUUGGGAGAGAUUGAACUGGAUAUCCGACUUGAUCAUCAAUUUCCGUGGACCUGGUUGGAACUGGACAAUUCCCAACAUACCAAAGCUUCCCCCAUCCGUCUACAACAAAUUAGGAGAACCUGCAGAUGAAGCAUCAAGACAUGAUAUAUCUAGAACAGGAAUCAAGCGCUUUAACACAAGAAGUGAAGUCUUCAGGGCUCAAGUUCUCCGUUUCAUUAUUGGAUAUUUCUUACUUGACGUUAUCAAAACUAUCAUGAUGAAUGAUGCAUAUUUUUGGCUUGGUCCCAACAAUUAUGCUCUGCCUCCACAUGUUGCAGUAAUGUCUCCAAUCAUGCGCUCUCUCUAUCGUGAGCUUUUGUCAAUGGCUGGGAUACUCAUUUCUUUAGACAUGGUUUUUCUUUUGGCCCCUCUUGUAGGAUGUUUACUUCUCGGCCCAUCCUCAUUCAUGGGUCUCAGGGGUGAAGCAUGGUACUACCCCACCACAUGGGGUUCUCUUUCUGUCAUUGCAAAUAAAGGCCUUGCUGGGCUGUGGGGAGGUGCUUGGCAUCAAAUAUUCCGUCUCAUAUUCUCCUCACCAACAAACUAUUUGAUCACAAAUGGAUAUUUAGAUGCCAAGUCUUCAGCCACAAAGCUCAUCGCGUCGUUCUUCGCCUUUGGUAUAUCUGGAAUCUUGCAUGCUGGCGGUAGUAUAUCUCAAAUUCCUGAAACAAAACCAGGAAAUCCACCUAAAUUUUUCAUGCUGCAAGCCGUUGGAAUCUUUCUGCAAACUGGCUUCUGUGCCGUCUUGUCUCAAUACAUCAAAAACAUCCCGAAGCCAGUGAGACAGGCAACGAAUGUAGUCUAUGCAUUAUCAUGGGGUCUACUGACAGGAUGGUUGAUAGCGGAUGACUUUGCUCGGGGUGGAAUCUGGCUUUAUGAACCCAUUCCCAUUUCAUUACUUAGAGGAUUGGGAUUUGCUGAUAAAGAUGAUGGGUGGUGGUGUUGGGAGCAUGUAGGAGUUGGAUGGUAUACUGGGAAGCAUUGGUGGGAGAGUGGUAUUGCAAUAUGA